GAGAGAUUGUUAUUGUAGCUGCAAAGGAAAAGAUCAGCGAGGAGGACCAUAGGGGGUCCAUGGGGUACCAGGAAGGAAUAAGGAUCAUAUCUCUUUUCAGUUGCUGGAAGAUAGGGUGGUCAGGCUUUGAGUGUAUUUGCUUGCUGCAAUGAUUCUACAUUCCCCCCUCUGCCUUAUAAUGAGAGACUCCGGUUAAGAUCGAUCUCUCGUGCAAGGAGAUAGAGGUAGUUGAGUUUCAGGGGGGCAAGGUUGUCUCACUCCUGAAGGACCAUUAACCCAGUCUUUGGUUACUAGAAAUAGAGGCACUGGUAAAGCUGCAAAGGAUCUUAUCAGUCAGGAACAAACUGAACAUUUCAGUACACAGCAGGACCUGAACAGAUGUAUCAUCAGCAACAGCACCAACUUCAUACUCAUAGCCAACACCUGUCUUCAAGGCCUAGCUUAUCUCCAGAGAAGAAAUUUCUCCGGCAAGGCCAAGGAAGAGGAGAUUCAGGGCUCAUCUUAUCAACGGAUGCGAAACCUCGGCUAAAAUGGACUUCUGAGCUGCAUGAGCGUUUUGUUGAGGCAGUAAACCAGCUCGGAGGGCCUGACAAAGCCACGCCGAAAACAAUCAUGAGGGUCAUGGGAAUCCCGGGAUUAACUCUUUACCAUCUCAAGAGCCACCUUCAGAAAUUCAGACUUGGCAAGAAUCUCCAAACGCAAGCUGCUGUUGUCAAUGUAAAAAAUGUUCUAGGCUUCGUGACGGCGACAGAUAAAGCAUGUGAAGGACAUGGAUCACCUGCUGAUCACUUGAACCGAGAGACGGGGACAAGCAAGUCGAUGCACAUCAGCGAAACCCUCCAGAUGCAAAUUGAGGUACAGAGACGACUGCACGAGCAAAUAGAGGUACAAAGACAUCUGCAGCUGCGGAUCGAAGCCCAGGGCAAGUACCUGCACUCUGUUCUGGAGAAGGCGCAGGAGGCGCUCGCCAAGAACCAGCACGCUGCCGGCGCCGGCGCCGGACACGAAGCAGGGAAGCCGCCGGCGAGACAACGACUCCAGCGGAACGACGGGUCGGCCGACGGCAGCUGCCUGACCGCCGCGUCCGACGAGGGCAUCCUCUCCAUCGGCCUCUCCUCCGCCGCUGCCGCCGGUGCUCGGAGAGCCGCCGUGCCGCCAUUGGAGACGCCCGCAAGGUCGUCGAGCGGCAGAGAUCGAGGCCCCGAGGAAGAGGGGGAGGAGGAAGAAGAAGAGUGCUUCCUGUUCCUAGGCAAGCCGGAGCACCAUGAAGAACGGAUCAAGCUGGGAUUGAGCAUCGGCGGCGGCGAGAGGAUCGACCUGAACGGGUCAAGCUGGAAGGACUGACUGAAGCAAGCAGAGCAUUUCUCCUCUAGCUCCUCUUCUUCUUCCUCGUAGCCAGCAUGCAUGCAGCAAGGAUCAGGAAGUGGCAUGCAAUGCAAUGCAAAUCAUGCAAUGCGUUGGAGGAAGUUCCUUCUUGAUUUGACUUGUCAGUGAUUUCCAACAUGCAUGCAUGAUCAGAGGCCGUGUGUACUACUGCAUGCUAGUGAUCUGUGGGAUGUAGAGCUGUGUGUUUAGUGGAGUACUUGUUCCCAUAUGUGAAAUAUAUAGAGUCAUUUUCUUGUGUUUAAUUUUUAAAGAAAUACCUUUUUUGCGAUGAAAGAGAAGACUUUAUUGCA
Molecule: messenger RNA, 1676 nt
Organism: Brachypodium distachyon (stiff brome)
Lineage: Eukaryota; Viridiplantae; Streptophyta; Magnoliopsida; Poales; Poaceae
Product: myb-related protein 2
Exons: 7
Coding region: 379-1344 (321 amino acids)
Molecular function (GO): DNA binding; DNA-binding transcription factor activity
Source: RefSeq, a predicted model, not a curated record